Molecule: messenger RNA, 789 nt
Organism: Frankliniella occidentalis (western flower thrips)
Lineage: Eukaryota; Metazoa; Arthropoda; Insecta; Thysanoptera; Thripidae
Product: fungal protease inhibitor-1-like
Exons: 3
Coding region: 215-529 (104 amino acids)
Source: RefSeq, a predicted model, not a curated record
AUACUGUAAUCAGUCGUUGGGCACGUUUCUCCGGGAACAGAGUAGCUGCUCUAACUACUAACUGAGGACUGACUUCAACGCGAGGCCACGAAAUCGAGCAGCUCUCGCCCUCUUAAAAAUCGAGAAGGCAGUCUGUUGCGGAGGAACACAACUUCUCUCGGUUAACGAAGUUGGAUAGCCAAGUGGUGUGGAAGUCUUCUUAUUCUGUUUCAAGAUGAGCAGCAAAAGUAGACUUAUCUUUAUAAUUGUUGUUUGCAUGGCAGUAAGAUCAUUUGCAAUUGUUUGCACGCCAAACAUAUGUGACAAUGUCCAUUGCAGAAUUGAUGUAACAGCAGAAAAUUGCUAUGGGGUUUUUGAGCCAACUGGAGGGUUUUGUGGAUGCUGCCCCCUCUGUGUAACAAUAAUACCUGCUGGUGGAGGCUGUGUGGUCCUGAGAGGAGUACCACAAUCUGCACGUUGCAUAGAGAGUACUAGCUGUAUUAAUGGUACUUGCCAGCCAUUACCUUCUUACAGUCCAAGUGAAGAAUAAACAUACCUAGCUGCCCAAUUUACAAGAAAUUUCUUUAAGUAUACUGCUAAAAUUGUAAUUUAGAAGCAAGUCUAAUAAAGACUGUUUUUGAAAGAAAAAAGAAACUUUUUCCUAGAACAAAUCUUUCAAUAACAGGUAUGAAUUCCAGUUCAGAUGAACUAAUAAUGGGUCUCACAUACUUCAUCUUUAAGAAAUCUUUAAAACUAUAGGUACAGAAUUAUCACAUAUUCAGUCAAAAGAGAAAAAGUAACUUCACUCAC